AUGAAGUUGACCCUCAAGAUAUUUUUUGGGAUUCUGAUGCUCCUAAAUACCAGCCUGGCGUAUAAGCCUGUUGUUUUAGUUCAUGGAAUCAUGACUGGAAGUGGAAGUAUGGAAAUAAUAUCACGUAGAAUUCAAGAGAAACACCCAGGAACAAAGGUGUAUAAUGUCAAUAGAUUCGAAAGUUGGUCCAGUCUAGAAACUAUGUGGCAUCAAGUUCUAGAAAUUGGUUUGGACAUAGCAAACAUAUCUAGUCAUUAUCCUGAGGGUAUAAAUCUCAUUGGAUACUCCCAAGGCGGCCUGGUAGCAAGAGGCAUCGUGCAGACAUUCCCGAAUGUUUCAGUAAGCACCUUUAUUUCAUUAAGUUCACCUCAAGGCGGUCAAUAUGGAGCCGGUUUCCUUCACGUCGUUUUCCCUGGACUAGUCAAGGAGUCAGCCUAUGAAUUGUUCUACUCACGAGUCGGGCAACACACCUCUGUCGGUAAUUACUGGAAGGAUCCCUACCAUCAGACUUUGUAUGAGGAAUACAGCGUUUUUCUGCCGUAUAUUAAUAAUCAUAUUAUGUCAGCGAAAUCGGACGACUUUAAAUCCAACUUAUUGAGACUAAAACGAUUUGUGCUAAUUGGUGGUCCCGACGAUCAAGUUAUUACUCCUUGGCAGAGCAGUCAAUUCGGCUACUACAAUGUGAAUGAGACGGUAGUAGAGUUGCGCGAGCAGGACAUCUAUAUGUCGGACCGCAUUGGGCUGCGGGCGCUCGACGAGAGCGGGCGUCUCCACAUCGUCACCGUACCUGGAAUCAAUCACUUCAAUUGGCACAUGAACGUGAGCAUUGUAGACGACUAUCUAUUGCCGUAUUUGGAUUGA
Molecule: messenger RNA, 861 nt
Organism: Leptosia nina
Lineage: Eukaryota; Metazoa; Arthropoda; Insecta; Lepidoptera; Pieridae
Source: the annotation of a GenBank genome assembly